AUUAGCCCCAGGGACCGAAACCCAUAUCCCAAACAUCAAUUGUCACCUGCUUCCUGUAGAAUGGCUCUCGAAAAUGAGGCGGUAGCCGGAGCCACAAUUGAGCUUCUGGAAGCGCGCCUCCAACGACUCACCUACCUCCUCACAGGCGAUGCAAGCUGGACGGGCACUCCCACCGCGCCCGCCAAACCCGCCUCCCUCGAUGACACGGUCUCGCGGCGCCUCCUCCGUCUAGAAAAGAACCUCGAGAACCUCAGCAGGAAUAUCCCCGCUGUACGAGAUGUUCUCCAGCUCCACGAUCGCUUCCCCGACCUCUUCCGCCCUACACCUCCGCAAUCCGUCCCGGAGAAUCUGACAACCCAGAACCUCGCCUCGAUUGUCCUUUCGUACGCUUCCGCAUUCCCGGAGACCGCGUCUAGACUCACUUCGUUGAAUGACCUGCCUGUCCCGGACGCCCAGGCGUCUGCGUCUCUCGUCCAGUUGCAGCCGCGUCUCGAUCAAUUGGCUCGUACCCAGGAGGAACAGGCGAGGGAGAUAUCUGAGCUCCGCGUGCGGACUGCGCGGGUGUUGCAGCGCUGGUAUGAGGUUGGGCUGGUGGGGAGCGGCGAGUGCUGGGCUGAAUGGGAGGGACGGCUGGAGGAUGUGGAGCGGGAGGUGAAGAGGGAGGAGGUGGUGAGGGAGAGAAGGGCGGGAGAGAUAUGAGGCUGAUUGUGUGUGUUGUUUCUUUUUUGCGGCUUGACUUUUGACUUUUUAUGAUACCAUUCUUUUGUGUCUGUUGGUUGGGCGUUUUGUGUUUUGAACUGCUUGGCUUCUACAAGUCUGAAUCUGGAGCUCAUGUGGAUAGAUUCGGGCCAUCAGUUGAACGCUUUACAUUCUUCUGCUGGUCCAUUUUAUUUACUCAUCCUGCGACCAAGCACACCAACAUGUUCGCUGAGGAUAUGCAGCCAGAUCUCUUCGAGACGGAAAGGUUGCUGUUGCUUCGGUAAAGGGAGCGAGGCUAAAUGCCACUGUUCAUCCGUUCAUUGUCUCCAGAAGGUCUGAAAGUUUGAGCUAGCUGGCCUCUGCUUUCAUCUUGCUUGCUUUGCUACGUCUUGUGUCGUAGUCGUUGAUAGAGCUUUGAAUUUCUCGCAUCCCAUGGUUUUGAUAUCGGC
This is a messenger RNA of Aspergillus novofumigatus IBT 16806, 1148 nucleotides long. Its product is annotated as putative nuclear distribution protein RO10. Bases 61 to 699 code for a protein of 212 amino acids. The record is from RefSeq and is a predicted model, not a curated record. Lineage: Eukaryota; Fungi; Ascomycota; Eurotiomycetes; Eurotiales; Aspergillaceae. Gene Ontology annotation, biological process: protein deubiquitination; cytoskeleton-dependent cytokinesis. Gene Ontology annotation, cellular component: nucleus; cytosol; dynactin complex. The transcript has 2 exons.